Messenger RNA from Echinostoma caproni, 225 nucleotides. The record is from the annotation of a GenBank genome assembly. Lineage: Eukaryota; Metazoa; Platyhelminthes; Trematoda; Plagiorchiida; Echinostomatidae.
AUGAAUCUAGCCACGGGAGACGUGAUGUAUGAUGCAAACGCUUUUGGAAAAAUAUUGGCAGCAGCAGUAGCAGCAGCAGCAGCUGAUGAUGAUAAUGAUGAUGAUGAUGAUGAUGAUGAUGAUGAUGAUGAUGAUGAUGAUGACGAUGAUGAUAAUGAUGAUGAUGAUGAUGAUGAUGAUGAUGAUGAUGAUGAUGAUGAUGAUGGUGAUGAUGUAACUGGGUGA